Messenger RNA from Penicillium maclennaniae, 1251 nucleotides. RefSeq names its product protein kinase RIO2. Lineage: Eukaryota; Fungi; Ascomycota; Eurotiomycetes; Eurotiales; Aspergillaceae. The transcript has 3 exons. Gene Ontology annotation, cellular component: cytosol; preribosome, small subunit precursor; nucleus. Gene Ontology annotation, molecular function: ATP binding; protein serine/threonine kinase activity. Gene Ontology annotation, biological process: protein phosphorylation; maturation of SSU-rRNA. The record is from RefSeq and is a predicted model, not a curated record. The coding region runs from base 1 to 1251 and encodes 416 amino acids.
AUGAAGCUCGACGCGAAGGCAAUUCGUUACCUCACAAGUGAGGAUUUCAAAGUUCUUGCGGGGUACUUAUCAGCCCCUCCACCCCGCCGUGUUGAAACCGGAAGCCGAAAUCACGAAGUUGUUCCGACCCCACUCAUCGUGCAGCUUUCGGGUCUCCGAGGUGGCAGCGGCGUGCAUCGCGCCAUCUCGAAUCUAGCCAAGAUUAACCUGAUCGCAAAAGUGAAGAACGCAAAGUAUGACGGAUACCGCCUCACCUACGGUGGUCUCGAUUACCUCGCUCUCAACGGACACCAAAAGCAAAAAGUCGUCUACUCCGUCGGCAACCAGAUCGGCGUCGGCAAGGAAUCAGAUAUUAUCGUGGUCGCGCACAGCAGUGGAGCACAACGCAUUCUGAAGAUCCACCGUCUCGGCCGUAUCUCCUUCCGAACCGUCAAGACAAAUCGUGACUACCUCCGACACCGCCACACCGGAUCCUGGAUGUACAUGUCGCGCCUGGCCGCGAUGAAAGAAUUCGCCUUCAUGAAGGCCCUCCGCGAAAACGGAUUCCCUGUUCCCGAACCCAUUGCACAGAACCGGCACACCAUUGUCAUGAGUCUGAUUGAUGCGUUCCCGCUGCGUCAGAUCGCCAAAGUUGCCAAGCCCGCGAAACUAUACUCUGAGUUGAUGGAUAUGAUUUUGGAGUUGGCGCGCUUUGGUUUGAUUCAUGGUGACUUUAACGAAUUCAAUUUGCUUAUCAAAGAAGAAGUGAUUCCGGAUGCGGAUGGCAAUGUUCCGGAUAUUGAAGAUGCGCAUGAUGAUCAGAUCAAGUUGACUCCGAUUGUCAUUGAUUUCCCGCAGAUGGUCUCUAUUGAUCAUGCGAAUGCGGAGAUGUACUUUGAUCGUGAUGUGAACUGUAUCAAGCGGUUUUUCCAGCGAAAGUAUCAUUUUGUUAGUGACGCGCCAGGUCCAUUUUUCAAGGAUGCGCGGAAGAAUUUCUUGAAGAACCCUGGCAAACGACUUGAUGUCGAGGUCGAGGCUUCUGGUUUCUCAAGGAAGAUGGCACGCGAGCUUGAGAAGUAUAUGGAGGAAGUUGGCGCCAAUGCGGGCGAGGGUGAAGGUGAAGGAGACGAGGAAGAGGAGGAUGACUCCGAGGAGGAAGAAAAUUCCGAGGAAGAGGAAAUGAAUGAAGAUGAACCAGAGCAGUCUAGCGCGGCAGACGAGAGUGCCCAGCGAUUAGAAGCACUGGAGAUCUCGGGAUCAUCCGAAAAGUAG